This is a messenger RNA of Daldinia caldariorum, 2493 nucleotides long. RefSeq lists its product as uncharacterized. Gene Ontology annotation, molecular function: zinc ion binding; DNA-binding transcription factor activity, RNA polymerase II-specific. The coding region runs from base 179 to 2197 and encodes 672 amino acids. Gene Ontology annotation, biological process: regulation of DNA-templated transcription. The transcript has 9 exons. Lineage: Eukaryota; Fungi; Ascomycota; Sordariomycetes; Xylariales; Hypoxylaceae. The record is from RefSeq and is a predicted model, not a curated record.
GAUUGGCUACACUCGAUCUAUCGUUUCCGAUGUCGAGAGCAGCCGCUAGGACUCCUCUCUCACUAGAUCCAAUUUUUAACGUCGCCAAACAUCCGGGCAAAAAUGUCCGAUUUCGACGUCAGGUAGGCAUGAGGUCUGGUAUGGAGUCUGGAAGUCUACAGAGACUUGUAGGAAUCCAAUGUCCGACAACUACAAACGCCUCCUUCCGGCGCCUAUGCCUCCUGGCUCUGCCCAGGGAAAGGCACCGGAAUCAUCCUUCCAGAAGGAAACCGGUCCACCCGUCAAGAAGCGCACCGUUUCCAAGGCUGCCUGUAAUAACUGCCGCCUCAAAAAGAUCCGAUGUGAUGGUAAAAGGCCUUCCUGCACGGCCUGUACCAAGGCCGGCGUGAAAUGUAAUUUCGUUACCGCCAGCAGCGACGAGACCCCCUUUAUGGCUUUGAAGAGGGAAGUUGAAUCCCUCAGGAGGUCCACGGAAGAUAUGUUAGAGAUAUUUGACCUGCUAGAAUCAGCCCCUGACGCCGUAUCCCUCGACAUCUUAAGACGACUGAAGUCCACCAGGAAUCCAGGCGAGGGAACAAACGACACUUCCGAUGUUUUAGCAUCUGUAAAAAAAGACCUCGAGGACGAACCCCUUUUACCCGUGAAGAUAUCCAACCGACAGCUGAUGGCUGGCCUCAUACCCGAGACCCAACAAACUCCUGAAUACGAACUUAUGAUGCGAUGUCCAAAUGCCUAUCCGAUGUUAAUUCCGGUUGAGAUUGCAUUUAUGAACUUGGCCGAUCUGUUGCGCCCGGCCAUUCUUGAGCAAAAUAGAUCGCAUAGCAUGUAUGCUUCCUCCGUAGCUGGCGCCGGUCAAGGAGACGCCCCGUCAUCCUCGACUGCUCCAGGUGGUCCGAGUGAUAGUAGCACUAGAAGUGGAAUUACACCAACCGCAUUAGACACGAAUGGCUAUGAUAGCGGGAACUUUGUACCCCUACAAUCGAUGCACACAGUUAUUGACGAUCGCCUUAAGAGCGUGAACUUCCAAAGAUGGACCCCCGUUCCUAUUCCGAACAAGUUAGCUGCGACUCUGGUCUCGCUGUACUUAGAGAUUGAUCACCCCUGGUGCCCCUUAUUUGAUGCUGAUUUAUUUCUGAAUGACUGUAUGCAGGGGAAGACCCAUUUCUGUUCCGCCCUGUUAGUAAAUGCCUUGUUAGGGUGGGCAUGUCAAUCAUAUUCGAGUUUACAGCCAGAGGCCACUGCCUUUCUCGUCUCUUUCGAAACGGAGGCUGAGGCGCUAUGGCAGGUAGAGAAGUUCACGAACACGCUAACUGCAGCUGCAGCAGCUCAACUUCUUAAUAGUACAUCAGCUUCUCGGGGUCGUGAUGAUUUUGCGAACCAAUGUCUUGAUGAAGGAAUCCAAAUGGGGAAGCGUAUGGGCCUCUUUGGUGUGGGUUCCGAGAACGCAUCGGCCCUAACCUGGUUGGAUCACCACCAAGAUUGGCUCAGAGCUGCAUGUCAUACCUCGUGGGGUAUAUUCUCAUGCGCUUGUAUACGGUCUUUACACCUCCACCGAGCUGAGAUCGAAGCCCCACCCCUACUCCCCAUGCCUGGGGAGUACUUCGAUACGCAUGGAUACACCAGCUAUACAUAUUUGCCCCAGAAGACGCAUGUACCGACACGAGUUGGAGAGAGCUUCAAGGCCAUAUGUAAAUUCAAUGUAAUCGUCCAUGACAUUAUUUGGGCAUACUUUGGGACAAGCGAUACCGUCCCUGCUGCACGGGCCACGAUCGAAUUCGCAGAACAGAUUUAUCGAAGAAUUCUUGAAUGGGCAGCAUCACUUCCUCUCGAGCUGACGCGCGGAAGACGCAACCGUCAUUCAACAUUGAUGUUACAUCUUUACUACCACUGCGCCGUAAUGGAGGUAUUUUGGCCAUUUUUACAGGAAUCUGCCGACAAGGUGGUCAAGAUGGACCAUCUUACAGCUACCACAGCCACCACGAAAGACAUUCACAAAUCCUCGGUGAAUCAGCUCAAACGGCUCGUUCUCAUUUACUGUAUCAAUUUCAACAAUGCGUGCUCGUCAACACUAUGGCACAUCGCUCUCCUAUAUCUCGCAAACGCGAUGCUCUGCGAAACUAUGCGUUCAGGACAUCUACAUGACCCGGAGUGUUGGUUUUAUUUCAUGCUCUGCACAACGGGUUACGAGAAUAUGUGACGGGUCUUUCCAGGUAGUCGAGGUGACAAUACUCGGCCUCUUAAGCAUGGCCUUGCGUAACGGGUUCCUAUCUGCCCCCGAGGCAAAUAUCAUUCUGAAUAAUAUGAGAAAAAUAGGACAGCGAUAUGAUGCCCGAUUUACGGUCCGGGCAAGCUUUAUGGUUGACCUAGAACUGGCGAUGACGAGUCCGAAAGGGGCACAGGUACAAACCCUGGCAAGCGCCUUUCAUGAGCUAGCAAUAUUUCGGGAGUUUACAACUGGCGAGCUCAGGAACCGACAACACCCCUCGGGGACAU